Molecule: messenger RNA, 1930 nt
Organism: Cicer arietinum (chickpea)
Lineage: Eukaryota; Viridiplantae; Streptophyta; Magnoliopsida; Fabales; Fabaceae
Product: ADP-glucose phosphorylase-like
Biological process (GO): galactose metabolic process
Molecular function (GO): UDP-glucose:hexose-1-phosphate uridylyltransferase activity
Source: RefSeq, a predicted model, not a curated record
UAUCUGCUACUUCAUUCUGAUUGCCGCUGCUACUGUCUAGGGCUAACCUCAAAACAUUAACACCAAAAAUCAAUUCUACUUCUCAACUGAACUCAACACACAAAACAUUUGUACCAUUUUCAAUUCAACCAAAAAAAAAUAACUCAACGAUGAGAACGAAAACCGUUGGUGGCCGUAGACGCUCUCUUACUUCUUCCUUCUCCUUCACAACUCAGGACGAAAACGACGAAGACGACGAACAAAAACCAAUCCUCGAACAAGAUCCAAAUCAACAACUACGGAAAGACGAAAUUUGGAACCGUUGGAUAGUUUUCUCACCGGACAAAAUAAAAAAACCUUCCGAUUACAAAGCGAAAUCAUCUUCGAAUUCAAACCCUAGCAGAAACAAACCGUGCUGUUUCUGCAUUGGUCAUGAAGAUCAAUCAACGGUUGAGAUCUUUCGUGUUCCAUCUGAUGAUCCUAAUUGGAAGAUUCGUGUUGUUCAUAAUCCUUACCCCGCUCUUUCGAGGAAUUUUCCGGAGUUUGGUGAUGGUGUUAAUGGUAAUGUUUUGGAUGGGUUUGGGAUUCAUGACGUUGUUAUUGAAAGUCCGGUUCAUUCUGAUCAGUUGUCGGAUUUGUCUCCGAAAGAAAUCGGAGAUAUUUUCGUUGCUUUCGUUGAUAGAAUUCGAGAAUUGGUUCACCUUGACUCUAUCAAAUACAUUCAGGUGUUUAAGAACCACGGUGUUGCUGCGGGUGCAUCAAUGAGUCAUUCUCAUAGUCAAAUGCUGGCCCUGCCACUUAUUCCACCUAGUGUUUCUGCUCGUCUUGGAAGUAUGAAGGAGUUUUUUUUACAGACAGGGAAAUGCUGUAUUUGUGAUAUUCAACGUGAGGAUCUUUUGAUUGAUUCAUCUACCUACUUCUUUUCAUUGGUUCCUUUUGCCGCUUCAUUUCCUUUUGAGAUAUGGAUUGUUCCCCGGCAUCACUCUGCUCAUUUCCAUGAGUUGGAUGUUGAAAUGGCAGUUGAUCUUGGAGGUUUGUUGAAACAAAUACUUAGGAAAAUGUCUUUUCAAUUGAACAAUCCAGCAUUCAACUUUAUGAUUCACACUAGUCCCCUGCAUGGUAAUGAGUCAGAAUUUGCAUACAGUCAUUGGUUCAUACAGAUAGUACCUCAUCUAAUUGCAACAACGGGUUUUGAGCUUGGAACUGGGUGUUACAUAAAUCCUGUUUUCCCUGAGGAUGCUGCAAAGAUUCUAAGAGAAGUUAAUGUUCCGCUGUUUGCACACGAAAGGCGUACUGUGGGUUUUUCACCUCCAAGUAAGAUUGUGGAUUAUAGUGAUGCAUUCGCCACUAAAGAGGUGUUUCCUACUCGAGAAUAUCUAUUGAAUUGGGCUCGAGCCAUUGGGAGAGAGAAUGGAUUUACUGUUAUUAUUCAGAGAUCAGACACUGGUGGUAUAGGGAAGAAGAUAGGAAGGAAAACAACCGUCAUUUUGGGUUGCGAAAGAAGCGGAAAGUAUAGACAAUACAAGGAUGCAUUAGCUCGCAAGACUGGAACUAAGAAAUGUGGGUGUCCAUUCAGAUUACGAGGAAGGCCCGUAAGAAAUGGUGACGGAUGGAAAGUGAACGUCGUUUGUGGGUUUCACAACCAUGAAGUAAUUGAAACGGUUAUAGGGAGUACAUACGCCGGUCGAUUAAGUGGCGAAGAGAAGUCUUUGGUCGAUGAUUUGACAAAGAACAUGGUAAAACCGAAAGACAUAUUACAAACAUUGAAAGAACGUAAUGAAGAGAAUCUCACUUCUAUCAAGCAGAUUUAUAAUGUGCGUCAAGCAUUAAAACGUUCUAGAAUAGAAAUGGAACAUUCAGCAUAGAUAUUACUGUGAAUUGAUUGUACUGCAUUCAACAUUUGUAUUACUUUUCAUUUUUUUAUUCUGAAAAGUACUUUCGAUUAUUGUCA